GUACUCAGCUCGACACGUUGGCAUCAUGCGUGAGUAUAAGCUAGUCGUUCUUGGCUCAGGAGGCGUCGGAAAGUCUGCUCUGACUGUACAGUUUGUUCAAGGAAUUUUUGUUGAAAAAUAUGAUCCUACGAUAGAAGAUUCUUAUAGAAAGCAAGUUGAAGUAGAUGCACAGCAGUGUAUGCUUGAAAUUUUGGACACCGCGGGAACGGAGCAAUUUACAGCAAUGAGAGAUUUGUACAUGAAAAACGGACAAGGCUUUGCUUUAGUUUAUUCCAUCACAGCACAGUCCACGUUUAAUGAUUUACAAGAUCUGAGAGAGCAGAUUCUUCGAGUUAAAGACACUGAUGAUGUUCCAAUGAUUCUGGUGGGUAAUAAAUGUGACUUGGAAGAUGAAAGAGUUGUAGGAAAGGAACAAGGUCAGAAUCUAGCAAGACAGUGGAACAACUGUGCAUUCUUAGAAUCUUCUGCAAAAUCAAAAAUUAACGUUAACGAGAUCUUUUAUGACCUAGUGCGGCAAAUUAACAGAAAAACUCCAGUGCCUGGGAAGGCCCGCAAAAAGUCAUCGUGUCAGCUGCUUUAAUUACUGAACGCGUUGUAGCUCUGAGCCAGGUCUGAAGAACUGUUGCCCAAUUCAGCAGUGCCAGCAUUCCAACUUUGUUAACCCUACCAACAUCUUCAGUGGACUUUCCUGUGGUGGUACCGUCAGAGGCGGAUGGAAGCUACUCUGUCAGUUUGCACAUUAAUCACUUUCCAGUAUCACAAGAGAGAUUUUUACUUAUAUAAUAGUCCUAGAGUAUGCAGCUGGUGAAACCAGAGGCUACAUCCAGUAUUACUGCUAAGAGACAUUUCUUCAUCCACCAAUGUUGUACAUGUAUGAAAAUGGUGUACUGUAUACUUUAACACACCCCAUACUUUGUAUUGGAGAGUACAAUAAUGUAAAUCCUAAAAGCACCACUAUUUUAGCAUAAUAAAAGAAAGUCCAAAGAGCUCCUAUAUAGACUACUCCAGAUAACUUCGCUUCUUUGAUACUUGUAGCUUAUUGUAAUUUUCUUUUAAAAAAAAAAAUCAAGGUCAUUAUCAUUGUAUUGUACAAAAUAACUGCUUUGAUUAACACAGCUACGUAGUUUUUUAAUUUUUCAAAAACCUGUGGAGACAGUGAUCUUGUCUUUAAAAUACAAUAGUCCUUUCAGUAUAAUGUCUUAGAUUAAAGACGUUGCCUUUAAUAUCUUUUGGGAAGGAAAUGUCCAGACUUUUCAAAUUUCCUUAUUAUAUGUUUCCUUUUUUGUUUACAUAGGGAACAAUGUUUAUAAUUGUGUGUACAGUGGGGGUCUACAACAAGAAGUGUAUAUUUUCAAACAAUUUUUUAAUGAUUUAACAGUUUUUGUAAAUCAUUUUCAGGCUUCUGCAGCUGUAGAUUCUCACUGUGAAUCCCUUGCUUGCUCAUGCAUAAGUGUAUUUGCAAUACCAAAUAUACAGGUUUAGUAUUUCUGCCUGUUAGUGAUUGUUUCACAUGUGUAACGUUUUGGUUGAGCUGUUAAAUGGUGGACGCGUACUGUGGAUGUGAAUGUGGGAAGUAAUUUUAAUCAUGUGUAACUGGUCACAAGGCCUCACUUGCAGUCAUAUCGCUGUUGUAUUUAACAAUGCCUUGUUGCUUGGUAUGCACUAACGUUUGGGUGUAAAGAUUGUGUGUCUAUCCAACAGGGAGCCACAGUGUUUAAAUUGACCGACCUAAUGUUACAGCUACUUCGAGGUGGCCAAAUGUAAACUAAAAGCCUUAAUUAAAGUGGUGCAAUUUUGUAUAACUUAGCAUCAGUAGUUCAAUAAAUCUGGAUUGCCAUGCAAGGGCUUGCAUUAUAAUUACUUGCCACUUGAAUGUGUUUUGUGUAAUGUUUUAACAGUGCUAGUAAAUAAAUAUGGGUUUACCUUCUUUUUAAAUGUAAUAGAUGUUAUUUUACACAGUGUGGUUUUAUAAUUUAACAUGAGUAAACCAGACUCAUUAAUUAAUUAAUUAAUUGCAGAAAUGAUGAGUGAAAUAUAUAAGGGUUUUUUUUUCCUAUUUCAUUAUCCACUUACGUUUUGAACUUUUCCCUAAGAAAGAAAUUUUAUAAAUCAAGCAAUGUUACUUAUGAACAGAUGUUCAGUAGCUUUUCGGGAUAAAGUAGGAAGAAUUGAAAAUACUUUGGUGGAUGCUACACUAUGAAUUUUUUUAAUGUAGAAUGAAACUGUACCUAGAAUAUUACAGUUAUAAAAAUCUUUGAAUGA
Messenger RNA from Chinchilla lanigera (long-tailed chinchilla), 2262 nucleotides. It is a transcript of the gene Rap1b, whose product is annotated as RAP1B, member of RAS oncogene family. NCBI's taxonomy places the organism in Eukaryota, Metazoa, Chordata, Mammalia, Rodentia, Chinchillidae. Gene Ontology annotation, cellular component: plasma membrane. Gene Ontology annotation, biological process: Rap protein signal transduction; cellular response to cAMP; negative regulation of synaptic vesicle exocytosis. Gene Ontology annotation, molecular function: GTPase activity; GTP binding; GDP binding. The record is from RefSeq and is a predicted model, not a curated record. Bases 26 to 580 code for a protein of 184 amino acids. The transcript is spliced from 7 exons.